GUUUGCAAUGUUCAUCACGCGAUCGAAUGGGAGUAGGAAGGAGUGUUUUGAUGUCACUUUAUUCAGUCUGAGGUAGAAAACCGUACAACGAAUAACAACGUUUUUUUUCUGUGUUUGCAGAUUUCCAAUUUCCAUCGACAAUGUGCACAAAAUAUUUCGGGGGGGUCCCAACCGUGCAUCCAGCCCCAAAUUUCAGUGCUGCAGAUGAUGCAGAGAUCCUCAGAGGUGCCAUGGAUGGUCUGGGCACAGAUGAAGACAUGAUUAUAGAGAUCCUAACACAUAGAUCCAACCAGCAACGUCAAGCUAUUGCGGAACAUUUCAAAAACGUUCUCGAGAGGGAUCUUAUUGAAGACGUGAAAGGUGAACUUGGAGGUAAUUUCGAAAAAGUGAUUGUUGCUCUACUGAUGCCUCCCCAUGAAUAUCUCUGUAAAGAACUGAAAAACGCGAUGAACGGAGCUGGAACAAACGAGGGUACACUCAUAGAAAUAAUAUGCUCGAAAUCCAAUGAGGAAAUCGAAAAAAUCGUUGAGUGCUAUGAAGCAUUGUAUGAGAGGCCCCUAGUGGAGCAAGUAUGCUCAGAAACAUCAGGCAACCUGGGACGUUUCCUAACGUUGAUCUUGACGAAAACAAGAAACGACUGCAACGAUAUAGAUGACGGCGAUGCAAGAGCUAAGGCAGAAGAACUUUACGCAGGGGGUGAAGGACAACUUGGAACUGAGGAAAGCAUCUUCUACAAAGUGCUUGCGCAUGAGAGUUUUGCACAACUUCGAAGAAUAUUUGAAGAAUACAAGGAAAUUUCAGGAAACACCAUCGAACAAGCAUUGAAGCAUGAAUUGAGUGGGGAUUUUUUGGAUGCACUAUUAGCAGUAGUUGAGUGUGUCCAAGGCCCUGCUAUAUUUUUUGCCAGAAAACUUCAUGAUGCAAUGGAUGGUAUGGGUACAGAUGACGAUACACUUAUAAGAAUAAUUGUUAGUCGGUCGGAAAUCGAUUUGGGGUCCAUCAAGCAGGAAUUUGAAAAGAUGUAUGAUAAAACAUUGGAAAGUUGCAUCGAGAAUGACACUUCCGGAGACUAUAAACGCGCUUUACUUGCAUUGGCACGCUAGGAUGUAACCCGAAUUUCUAUAUUUAUGAUUUUUAAGGAAUAAAGUAACGAUACCCCAGGUGAUUUCAAGAGGGUUCUGCUUCAACUUCUUACCUAAAUUUAAGGAAUGUUGCUGUUCAUACCAGUGGUAUCGUCAUAUCAUAUUAUAUACUUCGUU
This is a messenger RNA of Coccinella septempunctata (seven-spotted ladybird), 1259 nucleotides long. Its product is annotated as annexin B10. Gene Ontology annotation, molecular function: calcium ion binding; calcium-dependent phospholipid binding. Gene Ontology annotation, cellular component: cytoplasm. The record is from RefSeq and is a predicted model, not a curated record. The coding region runs from base 141 to 1103 and encodes 320 amino acids. NCBI's taxonomy places the organism in Eukaryota, Metazoa, Arthropoda, Insecta, Coleoptera, Coccinellidae. The transcript has 7 exons.